CUUACUUAUUUCCAUCCAUGAGAUAUGGAAGAAAUCAAGGGAAAAAGUUUGUCUCAUUCAUUCUCCCUUUACUCGCCCCUGAUACUUGCUUUUCCUUUUCUAUCCCUUUCUCAUCUCACUUAAAAAAGCCAUCCAAACAAAGCUAUUCUUAAUGCGACACCUGAUUCUGUGCUAAGUGUCUUUUGUUGUCUGCUGCACUCCCUCUUCGUUCGAUGUUGUCGAGAAUCUGAGUGAGCUUCGUCUUCUGUGCUACUCUAGAUGGGUGUUGACUGAUGAGUUGAGUAGAUCGUUUUAUUAUGCAAAUGUUUUGUUGCGUACAAAGAAAGCUGUUCCUUUUGCUUUUUUGUCAAUACAAAGUCAAGUGAAUUUGGAUCCUAGUUUACAUCGAACUUUUCUUGGUUCCUGAAAAGAGAAAACCCAUCUACUGCAUAUUCAGAUUGAUUAAGAAGCACUGGUUGGUAGUUCUUGGUAGUUGUACUACAAUGCCAUUUGUUCAGAAGUUAUAUGAUACUUGCAAGACAUCCAUGUCUACUGAUGGACCCAUUUCUGAAGAAGCCCUGGAGAAAGUUCGAGCCGUGUUAGAUGAGUUGAAGCCUUCUCAUGUGGGUCUAGAAAAGGAGGCUCAGUUGGCGCGGGGAUGGAAAGGUUCUUUGAAUGGCGCUAAUGGCAAAAACGCGCGCAAUGGGAGUUUUCCGUAUCCACCCCCUAUUAAGUACAUUCAUUUGCAUGAAUGUGACAAAUUCUCUAUUGGAAUCUUCUGUAUGGCUCCUGGUUCGAUUAUUCCGCUUCACAAUCAUCCUGGAAUGACUGUUUUGAGCAAGCUUCUUUAUGGUUCACUACAAGUGAGAUCAUAUGAUUGGCUUGAGUUACCCAAGUCAUAUGAUCCAUCUCAAGUAUUUGCUGAACAAGAAAAUAAGAUUCAAGAUUCGGUUGCAGCAAGACCAGCAAAACUUGUCAGAGAUUGUCAGAUGAGUGCUCCCUGUAGCACAACAAUUCUUUAUCCAAACAGUGGUGGCAACAUCCAUUGCUUCAAAGCCUUGACCCCUUGUGCUCUCUUUGACAUUCUUUCUCCUCCAUACUCAUCAGAAGACGGGCGGCACUGCUCCUAUUUCCGGAGAUCACCAAGAAAAGAUCUUCCAGGUGUCGAGGUUGAACAGCUGAGCGGGGUAAAACCAUCUGAAAUGAUCUGGUUAGAAGAGAUUCAACCGCCUCAAAACUUGGUUCGGAGGGGGCAAUACAAGGGCCCUGCUAUUAGACGAUGAAGGAGACAACUAAUUUGUAUUUAAAUAACAUUAGUCAGGCUUGACUAGAAACUAAAUAUGAUCUUAUUAUUAAUUACAGAUGCUACAUGUUGGGAAUAAUUGAUCAUCUGUUUUCUGUGGCUGUUAACUGUACAUACUGUGAAGAUAAAUGAUGGCAUUGAAUGUUAAUUAUGCCUUAUGUA
This is a messenger RNA of Lotus japonicus, 1444 nucleotides long. RefSeq names its product plant cysteine oxidase 4-like. Lineage: Eukaryota; Viridiplantae; Streptophyta; Magnoliopsida; Fabales; Fabaceae. Gene Ontology annotation, molecular function: oxidoreductase activity, acting on single donors with incorporation of molecular oxygen, incorporation of two atoms of oxygen. The transcript is spliced from 6 exons. The coding region runs from base 483 to 1262 and encodes 259 amino acids. The record is from RefSeq and is a predicted model, not a curated record.